Molecule: messenger RNA, 1725 nt
Organism: Penicillium bovifimosum
Lineage: Eukaryota; Fungi; Ascomycota; Eurotiomycetes; Eurotiales; Aspergillaceae
Exons: 3
Coding region: 1-1725 (574 amino acids)
Biological process (GO): N-glycan processing
Cellular component (GO): glucosidase II complex
Source: RefSeq, a predicted model, not a curated record
AUGAGACUUGUGGAGUCAUUCUUGUUGCUGGCUGCCGCUGCGUCGACGGCCCAGGCUAGCAGUGACAAGCCUGCCCGCCCCCGUGGCGUGGGCCCAGAAUUUGCCAAAUUCUACCAGGACUCGACCACAUUCACCUGUAUCUCGAACCCGUCGAUCAAAAUCCCCUUCUCGGCAGUCAACGAUGAUUUCUGCGACUGUCCGGACGGAAGCGACGAGCCCGGCACGGCUGCAUGCUCACACAUCUCGCGCAAUUCGCCGCUGACGGUAGCCGACAGGCCGGGGAAUAGCGAUCUGGACGUCGCGCUCGCGCUCCCGGGAUUCUACUGCAAAAAUAAGGGCCACCGGCCAUCGUACGUUCCGUUCCAACGUGUCAACGAUGGCAUCUGCGAUUAUGAGCAGUGCUGCGAUGGUAGCGAUGAGUGGGCUCGUGUCGGAGGUACGAAGUGUGAAGACCGGUGCAAGGAGAUCGGCAAGCAGUGGCGCAAACACGAAGAGCAGACACAGAAGUCCAUGACUGCUGCCUUGAGGAAGAAGAAGGAUCUUCUUGUCGAUGCUGGUCGCCAGCAGCAGGAAAUCAAAGAUCAUAUCGUCAGCCUAGAGGCUGAGAUUCAAGGAGCCGAGGUCAAGGAAGAGAAUCUCGAGGCUGCCCUGAAGCUCGCCCAGGAGCAGGACCGAAAGGUCGUCCGUACAGGGCAGGGCAAGGGUAAAGGCAAGGUCAAUGCCCUUGCUAACCUUGCCAAGGGCCGUGUUGAGGAGCUGCGCAAUGCCUUGGUGGAUGUGCGUCGCCAGCGGGAUGAAGCCCGUGAGAGGGUGAAGGAACUGGAGGAUAUUCUGGCUAAGGUCAAGGUGGAAUAUAACCCCAACUUCAACGAUGAGGGUGUCAAACGUGCUGUCCGCAGCUACGAGGACUACGCUGCCCGCGAGCAGGGUGCUGAGGGUGUGAAUGGUGCUGCGGAGCGUGACUUGGAUGAAAUUGCCAAGCCCGAUGGCUCAGACAACGGUGUUAACUGGGAGCACUGGGAAAGCGCAGAGGAUGGUUGCAAUGACUCAGAUCUAGGUAAGCUACUACAUGCUAUUUUUAUACAAGUUGGCAGCUUAUCUUCCCCAUCACUGGUCAGCUUCAUUGAAGACAAGGUCGCUUCAGCUAGGAGCUUCCUCGAAGACAACGGCAUCCUGCCCAAGACCAACGAGGACCCCUCUACUGAAUCCAAGGCUGUGACCGAGGCACGCGACGCACUCAAGUCUGCCCAAGACUCUCUCACCGAUCUCAAGAACAAGCUCCGCGAUCAGCGCGCCGACCUCGAACAGGACUACGGUCCCGCCUCCAUCUUCCGCGCACUCAAGGGCGUAUGCAUUUCCCACGAUGCGGGCGAGUACACGUACGAGCACUGCUUCCUCGAAUCAACGAGGCAGAACCAGAGGAAGGGAGGCAGCUCCGUGUCCAUGGGCAAGUUUUCGAAGAUAGGAUCCACAAGCGUCGAAGAGGUCAACGAGGCUGGCGAGGUCAUCAACAUCGAGAAGAUCACACUCGAGUACGAUCGUGGCCAGUCCUGCUGGAAUGGGCCUAGCCGGUCGACCAAGGUCAUUCUGGAAUGUGGUGAGGAGAACAAGAUUCUGAAGACGGCUGAAGAGGAGAAGUGCGUGUAUGCCAUGCUUGUUACCUCGCCGGCCGCUUGUGUUGGUGGCGAGGAGGCGGAUACGCCACGCUCGAAAGAUGAGCUGUGA